This is a messenger RNA of Mercenaria mercenaria, 2068 nucleotides long. Its product is annotated as heat shock 70 kDa protein 12B-like. The record is from RefSeq and is a predicted model, not a curated record. Lineage: Eukaryota; Metazoa; Mollusca; Bivalvia; Venerida; Veneridae. The transcript has 4 exons. Gene Ontology annotation, molecular function: ATP binding; ATP-dependent protein folding chaperone. Bases 115 to 591 code for a protein of 158 amino acids.
AUUUAUUAUUCAUUAACGCAGGCACCGACGUCAAUUUUGUUUAGUCCAGACAAACGAUUCCAUUCAUUUGGAUAUGAAGCAGAAGAUAAAUACUCGGAUUUGGCGGAAGAAGAUAUGCAUUCUGAUUGGUAUUUCUUUCGGAGGUUUAAGAUGAUACUUCAUCAAAAUAAGGUAUUGUCAAGAAAAACGCUUCUGCUGGAAGUAAACAGGAAACCAUUACCAGCUCUUACAGUGUUUUCGGAAGCAAUAAAGUACUUAAAGAAGAAUCUGACCGAGACAAUAUUCAAGAGGGUGACAGGCUUUGAAGAAAGUGACAUUCACUGGGUCCUGACUGUUCCAGCAAUAUGGACAGACGCCGCAGAACAGUUCAUGCGGGAGGCUGCCCUUCAGGCUGGUAUAAAUGGAGAAUGCCUUGAACUUGUUCUCGAGCCAGAGGCGGCAUCGGCUUUCUGUAAAUGUCUCCCAGUAGAGCGUCUCAACGGUGGCCAGUCAAUGACGUUUGACUGCUUUCAUCCGGGCACUUGUUACAUCGUUCUUGAUUUAGGAGGUGGAACAGUUGACAUCACUGUUCACACUGUUCAAGAAAUUUGAAGUCUGUCUGAAAUGGCAAAGGCCAGCGGUGGUGCUUGAGGCGGUACACAAGUUGAUGAUGCUUAUCUUGAAUGUUUGGCUGAGAUGUUUGGAACCAAAGUUAUUGAAACAUUUAAGGAAGAGCAUACCGGAGAUGUUUUAGACAUGAUGAGAGACUUUGAAGUAAAGAAGAGGGCAAUAUCUGAGGAGAAAGAGGGCAACAUAGUACUCAGGAUACCAGCAGCUUUUGCAGAAACAUACAAGAGCUUAAACAGUAAUCCUAUUUCGAAGCACAUCUUUAAGGGACGCUUUACUGAAACAACCAAACUAAAGCGUGAUAAACUCAACAUAAAUGUUGGUGUAUCUAAACAGUUUAUCGCACGUUCAGUAUCAAACAACAUUGAACAUGCCAAAAGAAUCUUAGCCGAGAAUGAAUGCAGCAACAUCAGUACAAUAUUGCUUGUAGGAGGCUUCGCAGAAUCUGAGAUCGUACAAGAAAGAAUUCGUGAAGCGUUUCCUAAUAAGAGAGUGAUCAUUCCUAGCGAGUCCGGAUGUCCUCAAAGGAGCAGUUCUUCUUGGUCAUGACCCAAGAAUAGUGAAGAGCAGGAUCAGUAAAUACAACUACGGUAUCGAAAUAAUUCAAGGAUUUGAAACAGGGCAGCCGGAAAAAUACAAAGUAUUUGAAAAUGAAGAAUUCGAAUGUCGUUAUAUAUUUCAUAAAUUCGUACGAGCUGGAGAGGCAGUACCCGUGGGAAGAGUAGUUGAAAACCAUUACAUAUCGGACACAUUUGAUGUAAAGGAGGGUCUUGGAUUUUAUGCCUCAACGGAAGAAAAUCCACAAUACGUAACAGAAGAAAGCUGUUUCAAAAUUGGCACUGUUAAGUUUGAAAAACCACGAGAACAGUAUAAGCUCGAAAUGCAUUUUGGAGAAACGGAAAUCCUUCUUAAGUUCAUUUUCGCCGACGGCAAGAGACAAACUGAGACAAUUAACUUUCUCAGUGACUAGAAUAUCUAUAACCUUCUAGUUAUAUGUGGAUAUCGCAUAUCAAAUCAAAGACCUAACAGGUUCAAUCAAACCAAGUCUUCUAUUACUUGUCAUGGUUGCGGCUUUUUUUUUGCUCCCAAAGGGUCUUCUAGUAGAUUUCAGUAAUUAUCACAGCAGCAGUCUUGAAGUGAUGUGUGGCCGCUGUAACACGUUUCUCCCUACUUGGACUUGUUGACAGUUUUUGUUAUAUUUUCUGGUCCUUUGGGAUCAUAGAGUCAAAAUCAGUUUUACUGUAAUAGAGUUCCGCUUACGUCAGUGCUAACGGGCGUGAGGAUGUUAUACGGUUCACUGACUCAGCCAAAACCUUGUGUACUAUUGUUUUGCUUGGUUGCUUUUUAUGCUUCCAAAGGAUCAUGUUAUAGAAUUUAUCUGUUCUUAGAAACAAAUUGCAGCUUUUCGUAACAAUUUUACUUGUUUUGUUAUAAUAGUCUAGUGGAAAUAAAGAAAUUUCUU